AUGGAUUUCCUAGCUCAAUUCAAACCCACUUCGAUCGCUCCCAUCCCAACCACGACCAUCUCAAUCUCACCUCCCGGUGGUACUCAUACUCACCAUGGAGGUAGUCAUGGCCAUUUACCUUUACCUACCGAUACUUUCCCUACCCCCGAUGUUCACUAUAUCCACGCAACUCACGUAGGACACACUGCCCUCUGGGUCAUUUUCGCCCUUUUCACCAUUGGUUUAUUGGGUGUUCUUCUCAUGACUGUCCGAACCGAAAAGAGAAACAGGUUCUUCCACGGUGUAUCAGCCCUCGUUCUUACUAUCGCUAUGGUUUCUUACCUUGCAAUGUCAGUUGGUUUGGGAGUAUCUUAUAUCCCUAUUCACAAUCAUGGAGUUCAAGGAUCACUUCAUCAUUUCUUCAGACAACUUUAUUGGGCAAGAUAUGUAGAUUGGUUGUUCACUACUCCACUCUUACUUCUUUCAUUGUCUUCCCUCGCUGGUUUGUCUCCAGCAAGUACACUUGCCGUCAUCCUCACAGACGUAUUCAUGAUCGUUACUGGACUUUUGUCAGCUGUCACUCCAGCGAGAUGGGCAGAUGGUGAAAGAUCAAGAUGGGCCUUCUUCGCUGUUUCCUCUGUAUCUUUCCUUAUCCUUUGGGGCAUCCUGUUUGUCAAUGGUAUGAAAGCUGCCAACAAUAGACCUAGAAGUACCAAAGGUCUUUUCACCCUUCUCGCUGCUAUGACUUUCGUCCUCUGGAUCGCUUAUCCAGUCGUAUUUGGCCUCAGUGAAGGUGCCAACAAGGUUAGCGUCGAUGCUGAAAUAAUCGCUUACGGCGUACUUGAUGUCGCCGCCAAACUCGGCUACACCUAUCUACUUCUCUUCCUCCACUCCCACGACGAGCAUGGACCAUGGACCUUACCUGAAUGGUGGGUCGAAUCACCUCAAGUCAAUGGACCCGAUGGAAGAGGUGCCUACGGUUCACUCGGCCGAGACUAA
Messenger RNA from Kwoniella shivajii, 978 nucleotides. RefSeq lists its product as uncharacterized. Gene Ontology annotation, biological process: monoatomic ion transport. The record is from RefSeq and is a predicted model, not a curated record. Lineage: Eukaryota; Fungi; Basidiomycota; Tremellomycetes; Tremellales; Cryptococcaceae. Gene Ontology annotation, molecular function: monoatomic ion channel activity. Bases 1 to 978 code for a protein of 325 amino acids. The transcript is spliced from 6 exons. Gene Ontology annotation, cellular component: endoplasmic reticulum; plasma membrane.